Durusdinium trenchii is the source of this 1053-nucleotide messenger RNA. The record is from the annotation of a GenBank genome assembly. NCBI's taxonomy places the organism in Eukaryota, Dinophyceae, Suessiales, Symbiodiniaceae.
AUGACGCCUGAGGCGGAGGCCAAAGAGAUCCGCGAGGAAGCUGCGAAGCCUGACUUGUGGAAUGAUGCUGCGGGUCUGGAGGCUGUGGAGAAACGCGCUGCGGCCUACCGGAGCAUUGCUGAGGAGGUGCAAACAGCCUUGGAGUUGGCCGAGGAAGCUGAGAAUGCGGGUGACCUCGAUGAGUCUGCCAUGCUGCGGGAUGAGGCCUCGAUGGCCUUGCAGCGAUGGGACUCCGAGGUCUCCCAAGCGGAGGUGGAGAUGAUGAUGGGUGGGCACUAUGAUGGCAACAGUUGCCAGAUCAACAUCUUUGCUGGCGCUGGUGGCGAUGAAGCAUGUGAUUGGGUUUGCAUGCUGGAGCGCAUGUACACGAACUAUGCUCAGCAAAAAGGCUGGUCAGCCAAACGCGUGGGCUUCACUGAAGGUGACAACAUUGGCCUCAAGAGCGUGGACAUGGAAGUUACAGGAGACUACGCUUUUGGCAUGAUGCGGCGAGAGACUGGCACCCACAGGCUGGUGCGGAUUUGGAAUGGCAGACGUCAGACCACCUUCGCGGGAGUGGAGGUGGUACCACUCUUGCCCGACGACGCGGUCGACGCGCUGGAAAUCGAUCCCAAGGAGCUCACGUGGCACACCUUUCGAUCAGGUGGCAAGGGUGGCCAGAAUGUGAACAAAGUUGAGACAGGCGUGCGAGUCACCCACGAGCCGUCCGGCAUCGCAGUCAAGUGUACUGCAGAGCGCAGCCAAAUUCUUAACAGAAAGAAGGCUCUAGCCCAGCUGAAAGCGAAGCUGCUGAUGAUUCAGGAGCAACAAAAAGUGAAGGAACUUCAAUCUAUUCGCGGCGACCUGGUGUCAGCAGAGUGGGGUGCACAGGUGCGCAACUAUGUGCUGCAACCCUACACUUUGGUCAAGGAUGUCCGCAGCGGUCAUGAACGAGGAGAUGCUGACCGAGUCCUCAACGGGGAUCUGGAUUCUCAUGUGGAUGCCUUGCUGCGCAUGGAUUCGCAGAAAAAGCCGGACGAAGUUGUUCGACACGUCGCCAUAGUAAUUAAGUGA